Molecule: messenger RNA, 5635 nt
Organism: Strongylocentrotus purpuratus (purple sea urchin)
Lineage: Eukaryota; Metazoa; Echinodermata; Echinoidea; Camarodonta; Strongylocentrotidae
Product: remodeling and spacing factor 1-like
Exons: 14
Coding region: 28-4977 (1649 amino acids)
Biological process (GO): regulation of DNA-templated transcription
Cellular component (GO): RSF complex
Source: RefSeq, a predicted model, not a curated record
UUUAACAAGCUCUGGGUACGAAGAGCAAUGGCGUCUGUACAUAAGUUUCCCGAUUUCGCCGUAAUAUGCUCCUUUUUGGAGCGUUACGGCGAAAUGUUGCAGCUGCCCGACCUCACAAUCCCAGAAUUACAAGAAGCAAUAGAAGAAACAAAAUGUGAUGUUCCAAUUUUGAGAGAGAUGAUCAUCAAGUUGAUGCGUCGUCUAAUCAAAAACGUGAAUGCCGAAAAAUGGGAGAGACAUUUAGUCAAGAUAAGCCGCUACUAUUCAGGAAUGGCAGCAUGGGAGGUGGACACCCUAGGUUACAUGCAGAGUAAAACAGAAACAAAAUUAGGUCUCCUAAAGUUUCUAUGCGAUAGCCAAUUUGACGAGCCAAAGUCCAAGUUCAGGCUGGCUGUGAAUGAGAUAGAGCCAGAGACCAUGAGGAUACAGCCAAUCGGAAGGGAUAAGAUGGGACUCGUCUACUGGUUUCAAAAGGAUCAUGAUGCUAACAUCAGAGUGUACAGAGAAGAACAAGAUGAUUUAGACAACUCUUCCUGGCAGAUGGUCUCACAGGACCGAGAUGAUCUGGCAGGGCUUCUUGCUGUACUGAAGAAAGGCACAAACAAACUCACCUCGUUAGAACUCAAGACAGAUGACUCGGAGUCGACCACGACGUCCGUCACCAACGACGAGGACACUGAGCUUGACAUCAAGGAAGAAAUUGCCAAGCUUCGCCUGAAGGUGUCAUUCAGGCAAGAAACGGACUCCGAAGGUGUGAAACUUGAAACCACGAUGCAGGCUGAAGUGAUGAAACCAGAAGGGACUGUGAAAUCAGAGACAUUAGCAGUGAAAGAGGAGCAAAUGGAUACCACCGAUGGAGAGAAGGAAUAUAUUGAUGAUAAAGGAGUGAAAGAAGAACCAAUGGAAUCUUGUGAUUUAAAGGAGAAUUUGUCUAAACUGAAAACAGAAAUGGAAACAGAAAGUUCUGUUCAGAAAGAUGACUGUGUUGCUUUGAAAUUAGAAGAAGCUACCAAGAUCAAAUCUGAAGAGGGGAUGGUUGACAGGGAAGGUUUGGUUGAUGUGAAAAAAGAGGAGUUGGGAGUGAAACAGGAAGUACCACCCUGCAGAAGAGGAUCAGUGAUUAUGAAGGUAGGGGACGGUGUCAAAGGUUACAAGCCGGUUUCAACUCCAUCAGGGAGUGAAGCAUCAGUCAUGAAGGAUGAUAAAGAGGAUGUGGAUGUGAAGGCCAUUGCAGGAGAGAGCGAGUCUAAGGAAUCAAACAAAUCAACAGAUCCUUCUGAGAAGGUGCUAGAAAGGGCACCUGGUAAAGGCAAUAGCAGCAAGGAGGAGAAGGAGAAAUCAAAAGACAUUGUAAGCGAUGAGAGGACAAAAGAAGAUCAAGAUGGUCAACAGGGUAGACCUGAGGGCCAGCCAACCUCUGUUGUAGUGCCUGAGGAAGUCUCUGAAAGGGCACCCAGACCAGCGUCUGCACCCGAACUGACCGUGACACCGCCUAAGACCCUUGCAGGGGAACCGAUGGCUUCCUCAUCCACUUCAUCUCUGAUCCCCAGCCAGGCAUCACCAAGGGCCAGAACGCCCACCACUAGCCUGUUCAUGAGACCGUGGGAGACUGCACCAGCUCAGCCGGAGAAAGAAACGGAAGAGGUGGAGGGGGAGGGAACGUCAGUUGGAGUAGAUUCUGGUCGGAAAGAUGGUCAGAUGCCAGCACAGUCUAAAGGAGGAUUAGAAGGGAAAGGUAGCGUGGCCAAGCAAACGCAAUUACAAGAAGAUGAAGGAUGUAAGGCCAUGGAGGCUAAAGACAGUGACUCCCAGAGUAUUCCCGAGGUUAGGAAAUUGGUGGAUGUCCCAAAACCCAAAGAGGACAACCCAGCAUUAGAAAAGUCAGUUCAAGAAAAAGAGGCUACAGAAAAGGAGGAAGACAGAUCAGCCAGAGCAGAACCCUUGGAAAAUACAAACAUGUCGGUUACACAAGAGAAAGGACAGGAAACAGAAGUCAAAGAUGUUGUGAAUAAGAACGAAGUGUCAAAAGAUAAAUCAGGGCCCGAUAGGGACGCCAAAGUAGGCAAAGGUGUUGACUUGCAAGAGGAGGAUUCCAAGAAGAGUCCUGCUGAAGCAGGUGUGGAGAGAUCAGAAGGUGAAGGAUCAAGGAAAAGGGAUGGUAUGAAAGAGAAGGAGAAGAGGAAAGAAGCAGAGGAGGAAGAUGGUAAAGUUGCCACGAGUGAAGAAGAUGAGGAUCUCUUGAAGGGAGACGGUAAGGUGUCGGGUGUAGAGCAGCAUGAUGAGAGUGAUGGAAAGACCAAGUGCGCAGAAGAAACUGAUCCAAAAGACCAAUCAGACGGGAAGGAGAAGACUAGAGAGGAGAAGGAGGAAGGUUCCAAAGUGGAGGAGGACGUGACAGCAGACAGGCCCGCAUCAAAGGAGAUGGAAGAGCUGAGUGAAGAAGGAGCAAAGAGGGAAACGGAGAGCACUGAGAAGAGAGAUGAAGAAGAAAAGGAGGAUGUUACAAAGAAGGAUGACGGUGUUGAGAAGGACAAAACAGAAGCGGAGGAAGCCGUCCGGCCUCUGCGUAAAGGGUCUCGUCCUCUCAGACCAAGAAGAGGCAAACAACAGGAGGAGCAACCGGCGGAGACGAAGAAACCCAAACCAGCCCCAAAGAAAAGAGGAAGACCAAAAAAGAAAGUUGAAGUUUCAAGUCAAGAUGAGAAGACAAGCCAGGAUGAAGGUUUUAGCCAGGAGGAUGAGGAAGAGAAGGAAAGCAAAAAGAAAAGCAUUUCCAAAGAACUAAUGGAAGAUGAGGAAGAAGACGAAGAGGACGAUGAGGAAGAAGAAGAAGAAAGUGAUGACGAUGACAACGACGAUGACUACGGAAGGAAGAAAAUUCAAAAAAAGAAAGGGGUGCGUACGGCGAAGAAGAAACGCAAGAAGAAAAGACUACGGUACACUCCCAAGAGGAAAGCGUCGCAGAAAGCCGUCAAUAAGAUAGUUGAAAUGGAGAAAGAUGAGGACGAAUUACCAGCGAAGAGCAGUUAUGCAGGAAAGAACAAACUGAAGAAGGCUGAUGAUAGUGACUGGAUCUCUGAAGAGAAUGAUGACACCCCCUGCUGUAAAUGUGGACUGUACAACCAUCCCCGAUGGAUUCUCUUGUGUGAUAAAUGCGACUCUGGUUUUCAUACGGCUUGCCUACGACCACCGCUAAUGGCCAUCCCAGACGGCAACUGGUUCUGCCCAAAGUGUGAACAUGAGGAACUGAUAGUCAAUCUGCAAGCAAAGCUGGAAGAUCUCGAUGGUGACCUCAAAAAGAAGGACAGACUAGCUAGAAGGGAUGAAAGAAAGCUGAAAUAUAAAUACACUGAUGUGUGUGCCGUCAAUAUAUUGCCAGAGGACACAACGGUAGUCGAAAAGAAGAAGCGAUCACGGCGCAAUGAUUAUGAAGAAGAAGAAGACGAAGAGGAGGAGGUUGAAUACGAGGAUCAACGCAACCACAGAUCCCACAGCUCGCGAUCACGUCGAUCACAGGGUUCGCGGUCGCGCCGAUCACAGGGCUCACGCCGUCGACGAUCGCGAAGCUCACGACAUCAUCGAGAUCGGCGAAGUAGACCUCGCCGAUCUCAGAGAGACUUUGUGGUGCCCGAUUUCGAAGACGAUUACGAGGUCGUGAGUCGGAGGUCGCAGAGGUCGCGUAAGACCAUUGAUUACAGCUUCAAUGACUUUGACUCAGCUAUCAAGACGGCCAUCAAUGACGAGGUGGAGGAGCAUAAAAAAGCGGUGGACCAAAUCAAGUCCCGCUGGGGGGUGAGUCGAGGGAAGGACAUGUCAACCAUCAUGGGAGACGAAGUUGACGAGGAGGAGGAGCAGGAGGGGGAGGAGACGGGGGAGAAGAGAGCCGAGGAGGUGGACGGAGAAGCUGAAGAGGGGAAGAGGCGGGACAGGAAAGGGAAGAAGAAGAGACGGCUCAACGAUCUGGACGGGUCUAGCGAGGACGAGAACAGUGAAGACUUCAAGGUGGACAGUGAGAAUGAGAGUGAGUCGGCUGAAGAUGGCAGUAAUUUCUCUGAAGCGAGUGAGGACAGCUUCUUGACAUCGAGACGUCGCGCAUCAAGACGAAAGGCACCCUCGAAGAGGAGCCUUCGCUACGCUGGCAUGCCGCGAAGAAAGAGUGAGAGGGGGAGGAAGAGGGUGAGAUACUACAGCUCAGCGGAAGAUGAUGAAGGCAGCUAUUACUCCGGAAGCUCAGGUGGCAGUUACACCGGGAGUGAUUCUGAGGAUGAUGAGGGGACCUCUGGAGGAAGACGGAAAGCCGCGGCCAAGGUCAUCUCCUACAGAGAAUACUCCGACAGCGACGAGGGGAGAUUGAAGAAGAGGAAGCAGGCGGCCAGGACCCCGACGCCUUCUCCGUCGUCAUCUUCCGAGGUCGAGGAUUACACCCAACGAAAAAGGAAAUUCCGCAUCGAUAGUGAUGAGGAGGAGGAGGAGGAGGAGGAGGGAGAGGAGAAGACAAAAUCGAAGAGAAGGAUUGAAAGUGACAGUGAGGAUAGUGAUAUUGGAAGGAGGAAAAAGAAGAAGAAUAGCAUCGAUCUCCAGCGAUCUUCUCUGCGGAAGCUAUCCACAAGGAUCGACUAUAAGAAAAUGGCGGGGGAGAGCACAGAAUCGGACGAAAAUGAUAGUAAGAGUGAACGGGAUCAGGACUCAAACAAGGAGAAUGAGGAUGAAUCUGGCGACGAAAGCAGUGAUGAGGCUGUUAGCCAGAAAGUGAGGACUACCAAACAACUCCCCCAUUCGCAAAUGGGACAAUCUUACAUUCCAACCACUGUCAAUGGGGGUGCUAGUACAGGAGGCCUUCACGACGGGGCUGCUUCACCGGGGGAGAGGGAUGCUCAUGGUGGCGCAAUCGGAGGGACUGUAAAUGGAGAAGGCGAGGAGGAGGACGACCUUUUACAGGUCACCGACCUGAUCGACUAUGUGACACAAGACAUUUAAGGUCAAAGGUGAAAGACUGAUCUUUCUAUCUGUGAGGAAUUAUCUGUAUAUAGGUAUUUUGCGGGAUAUAUUAAUGUAAUUUUGUUUUGUGUUUUAUGUCAGAUUGUAAUUACGUUGUCUGUCAAUCAUGUUAGCUUUUAAUCGUGAAACAAAAUUGCCUCAGAUAAUAGAAGAUGCAAAAAACGAUACUGCCAAAUAAUGGUCUUCAAUCAUUUAAACACUGAUAUAAUCUUAGUCUGUCUUGUAUCUGAAUUGCCAAAGUAUUGUAAAUCACUACUAAAUUUCAUUGGUCAACAGUAAUCCUGAUGCAUAUUAUCUGACCGGCUCACAGCCAAGCAUUUGAUUAGGAUGCAUCUAUCCAUUUUUAUAAUAGUUCCGAACAAACUACUGUUAAAUCAUCAUGCACAUUCAAAUCAACAAAUCAUGUGUAAAUGCAAAACGAAAAAGUAAAAGAAAUGUACUUUUCCAUUUGUGAUAGAUGAUAUAUUCCUUGCCUACAUUUGAGUACAUGAAUGGUUUAAAUAGCAUUACAAUUUUUUAAUGAAAAUUAAAGCCUCCAUAUAUGCUUCUAAAUUGUAUUAUGGUUUAAUAAUUAGUCAUGAAAAAAGUUGUGAUUAAUGGUCGGUCUGCCAUGUGCUUUCUGAUCAUCUUCUUUUGU